GUACAUGCAGGCACGAAGCCGCACCAGUGCCUCGAGUGUGCGAUGGCGUUUGUAACCAAGGGGGAGUUGGUGCGGCACGGCCGCUACGUCCACACCGGCGAGAAGCCCUUCAAGUGCUCUGCAUGCGAGUACACAAGUGUGGAGGUGAGCAUGAUGAAACGCCACAUGAGGUCGCAUACUGGCGAGCGUCCGUUCCAGUGCAGCGCGUGCAGCUACGCUAGCAAGGACGCCUACAGGCUCAAGCGGCACAUGAGGACGCACUCCGGGGAGAAGCCGUACGAGUGCCCGGUGUGCCGGGCGCGGUUCACCCAGAAGAGCUCCAUGAAAUCCCACGUGCAGCAGAAGCACACGGAGGAGGGGGCCACUCCACGCUUCUCUUGCCCGCACUGCGACGCUGUCACAGCACGCAAGAGUGACCUGGGCGUGCAUCUGCGCAAGCAACAUGCGCUGGUGCGUCGUGGACUGCGCUGCCGCUACUGCACGGCCACCUUCCACGAGCACUUUGCCCUGAUGCAGCACCAGCGCUGCCACCACCACGAGAAGCACUUCAAGUGCGACCGCUGCCAGUACGCCUGUACACAGGAGCGACACAUGAUAGCUCACAAGCGAUCUCACACGGCCGGGAAGCCGUUCGACUCGGCCCAACUCCCCAUCGACGAUGAGGAGGCAAGGCGGGAGGAGGAGGAGGAGGAAGAGGCGGUGGUGAAGGUGAAAGUCGAGGAAGAAGAGCAGAGUCAGGAGGAGGUGGAAGAUUCCAAACCACCCUCUGCUAAGCGACGUCCCGCCCCGCCAUCCAAAGCCAGACGAGGCCGACCGGCAAAGUCCAAAGAAUAACCGGGCGAGACCUUGGGUGGGUGAGUUAGUGAGGUGGGGGUAGGUGGGUGAGCUCGUGAGUGGGUGGGUUAGCUUGUGAGUGAGUUAGUGGGUGACUACUGGUUCAGUGGGUGGGUUAAUGAGCG
Messenger RNA from Petromyzon marinus (sea lamprey), 959 nucleotides. The record is from RefSeq and is a predicted model, not a curated record. Lineage: Eukaryota; Metazoa; Chordata; Hyperoartia; Petromyzontiformes; Petromyzontidae.